This is a messenger RNA of Parnassius mnemosyne (clouded apollo), 1353 nucleotides long. The record is from the annotation of a GenBank genome assembly. NCBI's taxonomy places the organism in Eukaryota, Metazoa, Arthropoda, Insecta, Lepidoptera, Papilionidae.
AUGGAAGUAGCACAAGCGCCGCUACAAUUGACACAAGAUCAUCAAGAUGGAAGAAUGACAGCAGAAGAGAGUACAUCGCCAUUGAGAUGGUCACCGCCGACGUCAGCGGCGCUGGUGGCAGCCGCUUUGGCACCACCGGCGCUUCGUCCCUGGCUUCCAGAGCCCCCUACAAAGAAGGCCAAUCACUUGGGAUUGGUGUGUGUUGUAUGCGGCGAUACCAGCUCGGGAAAACACUACGGGAUCCUUGCCUGCAACGGAUGCAGUGGAUUCUUCAAGCGUUCGGUUAGACGGAAACUAAUAUACAGAUGUCAGGCUGGCACUGGAAGGUGCGUGGUGGACAAGGCUCACAGGAACCAAUGUCAAGCAUGUCGUCUCAAGAAAUGCCUCGCCAUGGGAAUGAACAAAGACGCGGUUCAAAACGAGAGGCAGCCUCGCAACACAGCGACUAUACGACCGGAGGCGCUUCGAGACAUGGACCAGGAGAGAGCGUUGAGAGAGGCCGCAGUCGCUGUUGGUGUUUUUGGACCGCCAGUGUCCCUCGCAAUGGCACUUUCCCCGGCGCGCUACCCUCUCUUGUCACCGCACUACGCGCCGCUUCCGCCGCCGCAAGCGACGCAACCUCCACUACCCGACUCGUCACACGACAACGACGACAACAACCCGCACACAGAUAGCGAUGAUGACAGCAUCGACGUCACCAACGAGGAAGAUUCCACGUCGUAUUCUCCUCCAGCAAUACCAAGCUACCCUCAAAACUGUCCGCCGUAUAGACCUUUGGGAGUUGAAAGUUCCGCAGAGACAGCAGCUCGGUUGCUGUUCAUGGCCGUCAAAUGGGCGAAGAACCUACCUUCCUUUGCUAGCCUGGCCUUCAGAGAUCAAGUGAUACUGCUCGAAGAAGCGUGGUCGGAGUUAUUCUUGUUGAAUGCGAUACAAUGGUGCUUGCCUUUAGACGCCGCUUGCACUGCUUUAUUCGGAAGCGAACAGACGGAUCAAGAAAAUGGCGUGAACUCGGCAACCUUGCGUCGGCUUCGUGAAGUGUUGGCUAGAUACAGAGCCGUGCUGGUCGACCCCGCGGAGUUCGCUUGUAUGAAAGCGAUUGUACUUUUUAAGUCAGAGACCCGUGGUCUAAAAGACCCGUUACAGAUUGAGAACCUCCAAGACCAGGCGCAAGUGAUGUUGAUGACUCACGCCAGAACCGCUCACGGAGCUGCCCCCGCGAGGUUCGGGAGGUUGUUGUUGCUGCUUCCUUUGUUACGUCUGGUCACCCCACAACAUCUGGAGCGUGAAUUUUUUGCGAAAACCAUAGGACAGACGCCGAUGGAGAAAGUUUUGGCUGAUAUGUACAAGAAUUAA